AUGAAAAGAAAAAGAAGUUUUUCGGUAAAAAAAGGGAGGAAGAAUAAAUUUGGAAUUAAAAAGGGGUUAGGAAUAAAAAAGUUGACAAGAAAAGAUAAGGAGACUUUAGAAGAGUAUGGUACUUUAAACCCUACUGAGUUGGAAGAGAGUGAAAGCGACGAAACAGAGGGGGGUUUUUCAAAAAAACUUGUUGGAUUAUUGCAGGUUAAUAAAAAACAAAAAAUAGAUGAAGUAAUGAAGGAGAAUGUAGAAAUUGAUAAAGUAGAAAGUAAAAUUGAUGAUGUCGAGAUUAAUUUAAAGAAUGAAGAGCAUUUUGAAAACCAACAAACAUUAAAUGGUAAAGUAUCCAUGAUUGAACAAAAAAGAUGGAAUAUAAUCAAUUAUGAAAAUUCUGUUUUAAACAUUGUUAGUCAAUAUACACUUAUUAAUAACGAGGAGAAGAACGAUCAUAAUGAAAGUGAUAUGACGAAUCUUAAUUCACUAAAGAUCAGACCAAAAUUAUUAGAGACUUGGAAGAAAAUUAAUGAUAAUACAUUCACUGAAUUACAAUGGCACUUGUUUCAACAAUUUAAUAAAUAUCGAGAUGUAUUAUAUACGAAUAAAAAUGUUAAAGACUCACACCAAAUAAAAUGCGUGUAUGCUUUACACGCUUUGAAUCACAUUUUCAAAAAUCGCGUAUUAAAAAACAAUGAAAAAUUAAAUAACGCACACGCAGCUGGUAGAGAUAUUGAUGAAAUAAGGGAUCAAGGAUUUACAAGACCAAAAGUAUUAAUCUUAUUACCAUUUCGUAAUUCUGCCAUGGAUUUAGUAGAAAUAUUGAUAAAAUUAUCAGGGACGGAUCAACAAGAAAAUCGAAAACGAUUUUUUGACUCAUUUGGAAUAACGCCUGAACAAGAAAAAAUUGAUCCAAAGAAACCAGCGGAUUUUUUGGCGACGUUUAAAGGGAAUAUUGACGAUAUGUUUAGAAUUGGUAUAAAAUUUACGAGAAAAUCUAUGAAAUUUUAUGCUGAAUUCUAUAAUGCAGAUAUUAUAAUCGCGUCUCCAUUAGGAUUAAGGAUGGUAAUAGGAGCCGAGGGUGACAAGAAAAGGGAAUUUGAUUUUCUUUCAUCAAUUGAAGUGAUGAUCGUUGAUCAAUGUGAUACUCUCUUGAUGCAGAAUUGGGAUUAUGUCGAACAUAUAUUCAGUCAUAUGAAUCUGAUACCACAGAAAUCACAUGAUUGUGAUUUCUCACGCGUAAAGGAUUGGUACCUUGAUGGAAGAGCGAAAUAUUUAAGACAGACUAUUGUAUUUUCUGACUAUUUAACUCCGGAAAUUAACGCAUAUUCGAGCGUUUCUGAUGUUACAAGAGCACGUACUUAUUUUCUUAACGGAAAGAAAGAUUAUUUAUUAUAUACGGAAAGAUUUCAUUUUUUUAGGAGAAAUCAUAUAAAAGGAAUCCAUCAUAUUAUCUUUUAUGCUUUGCCAGAUCAUGCUCAUUUUUAUUCAGAACUUUUAAACUUUAUACAAUUAUCACCUUCCAAUAAAACUUCAGCUAUCGAGAAUUCAAACGAGAUGAUUUCAAUUAGCGUAUUAUUUUCAAAAUUUGAUCAAUUGAGAUUGGAAAGGGUUAUCGGAACUUCUAAAUUUUGUAAGAUGUUACAAGGCGAAAAGAAAAUUUAUACUUUUAGUAAUUAA
Messenger RNA from Funneliformis geosporum, 1674 nucleotides. The record is from the annotation of a GenBank genome assembly. NCBI's taxonomy places the organism in Eukaryota, Fungi, Glomeromycota, Glomeromycetes, Glomerales, Glomeraceae.